CAGCGAGAGGCAGCGACACACCCUGCAGUCGGCGCCGCGGCCGGAGCCCGGAUUGCCCUAACCCGCCAAACCGCUCAAAACCCGAAAUCAAAAUUCCCCAUCUCGCCUCGGCUAGGCGAAUCCGCAAACACAGCUCUGUCUAUGGCGUCCUCCGUUCCCGUGGUCGACAUCCUCGACGACGACGACGACGACAACACCUGCCUCGGCAUCGCCUCCCCUGCCUCGUGCAAGCGGUCCCUCGGAUCCUCCGGAACCUCUUCCCGCGAUUUCCUCGACGCGUUCUCGCCGUCCCCGCCCCUGCGAAAGCGGCCUCCCCUCGCGGCGGUGGCCCCCAUCAACCUCGACGACACCCCGUCUCCGCCUAAGCGGCGGCGCUCCUCGGUCUCCAUCAACCUCGACGACACCCCGUCACCGCCAAAGCCGCGGCUCUCCUCGGUGCCCAAGCAGCCGGUCGGGGUGGACGACGACGUGGCGCUCUCACCCACUGGUGAUGUUGUUGCCGACAGGCCCGAUUCUAUCUUUUACUGGGCCGCUUUCUCCGAGUCACCAGAGACGGUUGUGCCCACUUCUGACGGCCUCGGCAGUCUUGCUGCUGAGACUCCGGGCUUCGCCUCCCCGGACUCGGUUAGGCCACCUGCUGCCCCUGACAUGUCAAUGUCAUCUGCUCCGCCGGCACAAAAAGGAUCUGGAGUUACCUCUCUGAUAUCACUUGAUAGUGACAAUGAGUCAGAUGAUGACAUCAUGAACAUGGAGCCUUUGACCAAUUUGCCAAACAAUAAGGAAGCGAUGAUGUGCCAAAAGGACGGUACCGAGCAGGUUCAUGAGAAGCAGAAAAGACAACCGGCAGGGAAGAAACUGACGAAGGAGGAGAAAGACAAGCUGAUGCAAGAAAGAAAACAAAAACGGCAGGAAGAUAAACUACUGAAGCAAGCCUUGAAAGAUGAACUAGCUAAGAAGAAGAAAAUGGAAAAAGCAAUUCAGAAAUGGGAAUCAGGAAAAUUUGCUUUAGAAUGUAUAACUGUUGAGAUUGACAACAGUGUUAUCCAAAGGGGCUCUAUUGGAGGUCCUCUUCUUUCAAGUUUGACAGAGAAUGGUCUUUCCUAUGAACCUACCAAGAAUAGAAUCAGCGGUUCAAUUUUAUGGAAGUUGGAUGUUCCUGAUGAUAUUGCUCAGGCGUUUUCCGACCUUAACAAUAGCUGUGAUAUGAACCAAAAUCCAUUGUCACAAGUGAAAUAUGUAGCAAUUGUGCUUGAAGCUGAGGAAUUUUGUAACCUUAUAAGCAAUGGAUCGUUCUUUGAUCAUGUCCAAAGAGUUUGUGAUGGAUACCCAGGAUUCACCAUUUGCUACAUCAUUAAUAAAUUGAUGAACUACAUCAACAAAUGUGAGCAAAGUCAAUACAAGAACCCUUCAAAUACUUGGAGACGUCCGCCAGUGGAAGAGGUUUUAUGCAAACUGGCAACACACUAUAUUAACGUUCACUCAAGGCAAUGCAUAGAUGAAGCUGAAGUAGUAGAGCACCUUGUUGGCCUGACGUCUAGUCUUGCAAAAUGCAAAUUCAGGAAACCACUGACAUGGUUAUCUGUGCAAGCUAACGGUGCAGUUAUCCCGAAAGGUUUUGUUCAUAAGGACCUGGCGAAGAAAGACACCUGGUUAAAAGCUUUAAUAGCGAUCCCUGACAUCCAGCCAAGAUAUGCUUUUGCAAUCUGGAAGAAGUAUCCCUGCAUGAGAUCCCUUCUAAAUGAAUAUAUGGAUGGCAGUAAAACCGUUGCCGAGAAGGAACUUCUGCUUAGCGACUUGAAGUGGGAAGAUCGACUGGGUGACGAAGGCAAAAGGCUGGGGAACAAAUGCUCUAGAAGGGUGUACAGAAUGCUCAUGGCACAGAAUGGAGACCUGGAUGCAGAUGACCCCGAAGCUGGCGGUAGAUCUUAGUGCCUAAUCAUCUGGACCUUGGGCCAUCAAUAUAUGCAUGCCCGCCCUCUUGCUGACCGGUUUGUGUACAUAUCGUCCUUUUGACCAUGCUUGCACUGUCAGUGUCAUGGUGAAAGAGUCGCGCAUUAGCUCGUGCGAUGUUUGGUGCCGAAAGCAUGGCCUGCAAUGCUACACACGAUGGCACAUGGUGUGUGUGUUUUAUUUAUUAGGUACCUGUGAAAAGCAUUUGGUCGAAGUCGAAUGCUAGGAAACUGGGCAUUCGUUGUGCGUAGCUAGCUUACUGCCUCUAUAGAGCCCCCCAACAGGCUACUCCAACUUUUGAGAACCUAUAAUAUAUUAUACUAGUAGUUCAGAAAGGCA
Zea mays is the source of this 2289-nucleotide messenger RNA. Its product is annotated as crossover junction endonuclease EME1. The coding region runs from base 142 to 1929 and encodes 595 amino acids. Gene Ontology annotation, cellular component: Holliday junction resolvase complex; nucleus. Gene Ontology annotation, biological process: DNA repair. The record is from RefSeq and is a predicted model, not a curated record. Lineage: Eukaryota; Viridiplantae; Streptophyta; Magnoliopsida; Poales; Poaceae. The transcript is spliced from 12 exons. Gene Ontology annotation, molecular function: DNA binding; nuclease activity.